AAUGUAGGUAAAGUAUAGUAUGGUGAUUAAGUUAGAUGGUACGUGUGUAAACAAAUUAUUUUGAAGAAGUAAAUUAACCUUUUUGAUAUGCAUAAGAAUGAGAAAAAAGCUUAGAUUUGUUAUUUAUUAUGAUAUAAGCUACAGUGCAGCACUAUGACUCCUCUUUGUAUCAUGUAACCAUUAAAAUGGGGUUUGAAGUGUAACGCCAUGUUUGUUGUGGUUUAUGCCACUUUUUAAGCAUGCUUCAUCAUGUUAGAGUGUAGAAGUUGUGUGUAUAUUGGCAAGACUGAGAAAUCAGUGCUCAGUGUUUAGUGAGGAAUGUAGAACUUUAUUGCACAGCACAGCUUAUUUUGUAAUUCAAAAUGAGCAAAUUGAAAGAAAGCAAGAUGGACUCUAGGUCCUUAGAAAAGCGACUCUCCUCAGUCCGGGAGACUGCUGAUGAAAUACAGACCUUAGCCAGAUGGUGUUUGCAGCACAAAAACCACCAUCAUUCCAUCAUUCAAGCAUGGUCCCGUGCUUUACGAAAAGCUAAAGUACCUCAUCGGCUGACAUUGUUUUAUGUAUGCAACGACAUUGUACAAAAUGCCCGACGGAAGAAGAUUCCUGACAUGGUGCAGCAUUUUGCUACAGCUAUCAAAGAAGCUGCUCCACUUGUCAGAGAUGAAAAGAUUCGUCCAAAGAUUAUUCGUAUCUUCAAUAUAUGGGAAGAGCGGGGUAUAUACGAUGCCAAACUCAUUGCAGAAUUUACUGAAAUAGUGGAGAAUGUUGGCACUGUUAAUGCAACUGAAAAUGAAAUUGUUUUAUCAAGUUUCCAGCCAGUGCAGCUAGUCGAGGGAAUACGAACAGUUGUUGCCCUGGAAAAGUCUACGGAGUCACUUCGAACUGAUCUCAGAAAUCAAGAUUUCAGUCUCACAGAUGAUGAAAUCAAUCAGCUAAGGCAGACAGUAAAAGAACGAGGGACUAGCAGAGAAAGAAUGGAAGAAUUUGAAGAAGCUGUUGUAGCCCUUGAGUGCUACUUAGCAUCUGUACAGAAAGAAAUAGAAGAAAGAACACAGGUUGUCACUUUGCUUGAACAGGCAGAGAUCUUCUAUGAAACACAAAGAGGAGAGGCAAAAAUGGUUGCUAAUGCAUACAAAAGUUUUGGAAACCGUGUGAAAACUUUAAAGACAAAAUUAUUAGAGAAAAUUAAGUCACUCCCAGAUCCUAGUCCAGUACCUUCACCAACCCCUGAUGCUCCCUCACCUGAGAACAGUGAUGAUGAAGACUUAACUUUACCAGAUACUGCUCAGCCAGGUAAUGUGUUCUCAUUAUACUAUAUAGUAUUAUAGUUUGUUUUGCAUCAU
Messenger RNA from Macrobrachium nipponense, 1343 nucleotides. Its product is annotated as regulation of nuclear pre-mRNA domain-containing protein 2-like. The coding region runs from base 363 to 1328 and encodes 321 amino acids. Gene Ontology annotation, biological process: mRNA 3'-end processing. Lineage: Eukaryota; Metazoa; Arthropoda; Malacostraca; Decapoda; Palaemonidae. Gene Ontology annotation, molecular function: RNA polymerase II complex binding. The transcript has 6 exons. The record is from RefSeq and is a predicted model, not a curated record.